Molecule: messenger RNA, 836 nt
Organism: Pistacia vera
Lineage: Eukaryota; Viridiplantae; Streptophyta; Magnoliopsida; Sapindales; Anacardiaceae
Product: 40S ribosomal protein S13-like
Exons: 5
Coding region: 122-577 (151 amino acids)
Biological process (GO): translation
Cellular component (GO): nucleolus; cytosolic small ribosomal subunit; ribosome
Molecular function (GO): structural constituent of ribosome; small ribosomal subunit rRNA binding
Source: RefSeq, a predicted model, not a curated record
CCGUGCAAUUAAAAAAGUUAAUAAAAACCCUACUAGGGUUUGUUUGUUUGGUCCGCGGGUGAAUAGAGGAGCAGCAUUUGUAGUGACGUAGAGAGGCAGCGAAACUCCAUAAUCCGCUACCAUGGGUCGUAUGCACAGUCGAGGUAAGGGUAUUUCGUCUUCAGCUUUGCCGUACAAGAGGACCUCGCCGAGUUGGCUCAAGAUCUCUUCUGGGGAUGUAGAUGAUAACAUUUGCAAGUUUGCGAAGAAGGGUCUGACGCCAUCCCAAAUUGGUGUUAUUCUUCGUGAUUCUCAUGGGAUUGCUCAGGUGAAGAGUGUUACUGGGAACAAGAUCUUGCGGAUACUUAAGGCCCAUGCGCUUGCCCCUGAAAUUCCUGAGGACUUGUACCAUCUGAUCAAGAAAGCAGUUGCCAUUCGGAAGCAUUUGGAGAGGAACAGGAAGGAUAAAGAUUCCAAGUUUAGGUUGAUCUUGGUUGAGAGUAGGAUUCACCGACUUGCUCGCUACUACAAGAAGACAAAGAAGCUUCCACCUGUGUGGAAAUAUGAAUCAACCACGGCCAGCACUCUCGUGGCUUAGGUAAGACACCGAAUUCAAAACCAGCUUUUGGAGUUCCAGGAUUUGAGAGCCAUGGACGACGACGACUCGGUUAUUUUAAUUUUUGAUGUUAUUUAUGUUACAAUGGCUUUAUGGUUUAAUUGAGUUAAAGCUAAUUAGGGAAGAAAAAAGUGUUGGAUGUAUUGGACGAACUUAUCAUUGCACUUUGACCAUUGAAGAUCUUUUUCUUCUUAUUUUUUGGAACCUUGCUGGAGAGUUAAAUUUUAGUUGGAUUAUGAUU